This is a messenger RNA of Dreissena polymorpha, 333 nucleotides long. Its product is annotated as carbonic anhydrase-like. Bases 1 to 333 code for a protein of 110 amino acids. The record is from RefSeq and is a predicted model, not a curated record. The transcript is spliced from 3 exons. NCBI's taxonomy places the organism in Eukaryota, Metazoa, Mollusca, Bivalvia, Myida, Dreissenidae.
AUGCCGGUGUUUAUUGAAGCUUUCUCCUCGGUGUUUCAGUCCGGCGAAGAGAAUCCGGUCUUCUCAACCGUGUCGGACAACUUAGACGGGUUGAUUGAACCUGGUAGCAGUGUGACCACCCCAUGCUGCUUAGACUCUACCGACCUGUUUCCAGCCAUUGACGACUACUGGAAGAACGAGGACUCCCUAACAAUCCCGCCCCUCUAUGAAAGUGCCCAGUGGAUUCUGGACGCUCUGCGGAGACUCAUUGAUUCAGACGGCAACCCCAUGCAGGACAACUUCCGGCCUGCCCAACAAAUAAAAGGGAGAUACGUCAGGGCUUCCUUUAAAUAA